This is a messenger RNA of Ricinus communis (castor bean), 2353 nucleotides long. RefSeq lists its product as uncharacterized. NCBI's taxonomy places the organism in Eukaryota, Viridiplantae, Streptophyta, Magnoliopsida, Malpighiales, Euphorbiaceae. Bases 595 to 1896 code for a protein of 433 amino acids. The record is from RefSeq and is a predicted model, not a curated record. The transcript is spliced from 5 exons.
CUUCACUUCCCUAAUGAGUAGCAGAUUGAUUCGAUUGUUGGUCCCUUCAUAAUUUUCUUUUAUUUUUUUUUCUUUUAAAAAAAAUUAUGUGUAAUAAUAAUCUCUAUUACUAACAAUAAGUAGUAUUGCAGCUUUGUUACUGUUAAUAGUUUCUGCAGUGGUUUUUGGUUUGGUGAUGGUUGGUGUGAAUUAGUGAGGGUUGAAAGCUGAGAAAAUUGUUUUCUUGUUCAAUUUAAUAUUUUUAUUUUUCAAAAUUUUCAAUUCAGCUUUGUGAACUCUAUUUUGGUUGAUUAUUGACCGUUGAUGAAAUUGACUUUGAAGUUUCUUGCCCUAUUAGUAUUAGUAUUCUACUUGGAAAAAUGAAACCCUCGCCACGGUCUUCCUAAAAUUGGGUGAGAAUAAGACCCUGUGAUGUGUUUUUUGUCCAUUAUUUUGAUUCCACUUUAUUAUUUGAAUUCUCUGUUGAGAGGGACAACCAUACUUGGGUUUUCUUUCUUGCUCUCCUGGUGCUGGAUUUUCAGUUGUGGUUGAACUUGAGAACAUGUGAGUGAUUUCAUAUUUCUAUCAGAACUCUGCAAAACAGUGUGGUUUAGCAUGGGGGGUGCUUGUUGUGUUGCUGCCAGAGAUAAGAAUAUAGUAAAUGGACCAGGCAGUGAGAUAUUGCAUAGAAAUAUCCGGCAUUCACCAACAUGGAGCUUUAGGUGGGAUAAUAGAGGGCGAGUAGCAGGGGAGGAGACUUCCAUAACUUGGUUUUCUGAUGCAAAUAGUAGGAAUGAUGGACCAGAUAUCAAAUAUGAAUCGGCUUAUACAUCGGAGGAUGGGAGCCCCUUGAAUAGUUUCCGGAGACGUACAUGGCAGAAGUCCCCAACAAUGUCUGAAGGUACUGCUGCACAUGUGAGGACUCCUGCUUCAGAUCAAUCUGUUUCAAGGACUGUCUCAAUGGACGCAAGUUUGGAACAGGUGAAGAAAUCAACAGAAACCAAUCCAUCUACCAUGAAAGUCUCUCUCUCACUGCCUUCAACUUCAUCUGUAACAUCUCCCACAUCGUCCCAAAAUUACCUGCUUCCUGCCAGCUCAACCCCUCCAAGCCAACCUCGCCAUUCUUCCAAGCACCAGUUAAUGGGGCAGGUGCCUGAUACCCGAGUCCCAGAAUCGAAGUCAUCAGACGGCUUUCUAGUUCCUGAAGAGAGGUCCUCGGUUCCCUCAUGGAGCAAUGAAUCAACUCGGGGAUCCCAUGGCGGGUCUUCAGAUGGUUGGUCUAUGCAUGCAUUUUCGGAGCUCAUGGCCAAUUCUCAUAAAGAAAAGUGGUCUUUGGAUGACUCCUUGGGCUAUAAUCAUGAGAACACCAGAUCCAGUGGUCGACUGUCAGCUUCUCCCUCUGUUGAUCUUCAAACAUGUGGGAUAUGCACAAAGCUAUUGACUGAGAAAUCCUUGUGGAGCAGCCAGAAGCUUGUUUUGAACAAUGAGCUUUCUGUUGUUGCUGUUCUAAUUUGCGGGCAUGUUUAUCAUGCUGAAUGUUUGGAGACUAUGACACCUGAAAUUCACAAGUACGAUCCUUCUUGCCCUAUUUGUACCUUGGGGGAGAAGCAGACCCAUAAGCUUUCUCAAAAGGCUUUUAAAGCAGAAAUGGAUUUGAAGGCAAAAAACAAGAGAUCAAGGAAUCGGAUUGUCGAUAGUGAUCUCAAUGGUGAUUCUAUCAUGUUUGAUCGCAUAAAAGGUGGCGGACAUGAAGGAAAGGGUCCCAAGAUGACCUCCAGUUCCAGUUUGAAGAGCACCUUAGCAAAGCCUUUUCUGAAGAGACAUUUUUCAUUUGGUUCAAAGGGAAGUAAAGCCUUAACAGAGAACCACUCGACCAAAAAGAAGGAAUUCUUCUGGACAAGGUCCUUGAAAGUGUGAGAUUCUUUCCAGCAUUUAGAGAUUCCAGUGUUGACCUUCUCUGCAUUGGUAAAGGGAUUAUGAGGACCAACACAGGACAUCAUCCUUCAAGUUUGGUUUAGAAAAAUUAGCAUCUGCAUACAGAUUCUGAAAGUCGACAGGAUUAGUUCUGGAGUUACACUGUAAAGAAAUUCAUAGAAAAAAAAAAUUAUGAUGGAAAAUAUAGUAGAAUGAGAAUGCAUCACGUGACUGGUGAUUUUAUUCUUAUUUUUGUACAGAUUAAUUUGUUUUGUUCUCUUGCUUAGACAAUUCGUGAAUUGAUCCAAAUGAAAUCUGUUUGGCAAGAAGACCCUCCUUACCUCAAUAAGGCAAAUAUCAUGUGCACUUUUCGCCUCUGUGCGGUGGGCUGUGGUCUUUUCUUGCUUCUGUGUACAGGUCUUAUGAAAUGAAUAAUUAUGGACCCACCAUUUUUAGUAUA